Molecule: messenger RNA, 2178 nt
Organism: Pararge aegeria (speckled wood butterfly)
Lineage: Eukaryota; Metazoa; Arthropoda; Insecta; Lepidoptera; Nymphalidae
Product: probable cytochrome P450 305a1
Exons: 8
Coding region: 807-2126 (439 amino acids)
Molecular function (GO): heme binding; iron ion binding; monooxygenase activity
Source: RefSeq, a predicted model, not a curated record
CUUCACUUAGCUAAUGUUUUAACAUUACGAUGCGUUCUUUUAUCUGCUGUUCCUGUGAAGAUUGAACAUAUUUAAUUCUCAGCAAGUCAAACUGACAUGGAAACGAUUUACGCCCGAGUUUUAUCUGGCAACGCUAUAAUGAUGGUGCGCCAUCAUCAGUCCAGGAACUUCUCAUGCCGCCUUAAGUGUUUUCUGGCAGAUAUGAAUACAUCUUGCCUCGGCUUCGUCAGAAACUCAGAAAUCGUAAUACCUGAACCUUUAAGAGCCGUGUUUGAAUUCAACACAGCAUAUCUGCUCUGUAAACCAGUAAAAAAGACAAGUACGGGCCUGGGCUUACCUAUCUUCGUGCCUAAACGAUGACAAACAUCAACAAACAUGUGAUCAAUACUGGUUAACUUCAAUUGUUCUCUAAGUAUUGAGUUGUCUUCAGGGAUGCCAUGAAAUAGAAGAAUCUUUUCUGCGGGAGUCUGCUUCAUGGUUGUCAAACCCCAGAAGAAGAAGUUUUGAUUGCUGUUGCAGCAUUGAUAGAGAAUUGCAUGCCACCAGGGGCCAAUGGAGCAAGAUCAUUAAAAUGGUUCACGUUACCUGUGGGUUUUGCUCCAGAUUGUUGUGUUAGUGCUUUGUUAAAAAGGUUCAUUCUCUCUUCAACCAUUUCUGCAAUGUCAUCCUCGGCUUUUGAUUGCUGACUGUGUAAAUCCAUUAUUAUUGUUAUUUGAUGAUGAAAGUGAGGGGAAACAACUGUGCCAGAUGAUGCAGGUCCAACAUGGUAUCCAUUUUUUGGUUGCAACGGUCUUAUAAGCAGUAGAAUGAGCAAGCACGGAUCGCAAUGGAAAGUAUUAUCAGAAAUGGCAAAGGAGUACUCUACAAAUAUCCUCGGCUUAAAACUUGGCAGUGAAUUGGUUGUUGUUGUGUACGGACAGAAGAACAUACGGCUUAUUUCAACUGAGAAAGAAUUCGAUGCUCGUCCCGACAGCUUCUUUUUGAGACUUAGAACUUUAGGAAAACGUACAGGUAUAACAUUUGUCGAUGGACCGCUAUGGCGGGAGCACAGACCUUUUGCAUUGAAGCAUUUGAGGAACUGCGGUUUCGGAAAGCCCAUAAUGGAUGUCGAAAUUCAGGAACAGCUAAGCAAUUUAUUGAUUCGUCUGGAGAAAUGCAACGGAAAUCCCGUAAACAUUAAAAACUAUAUCGCCAUGGCAUUGCUAAACCUAUUAUGGAAGUACAUAGCGGGUGAGCAAAUAGGAGAGGAAAAGUUGAAACAACUGCUACACUACAUGAGUGCGCGCGUGAAAGCUUUCACAAUGGCCGGCGGGUAUCUGAACCAGUGGCCUUGGCUGAGAUUCAUCUUACCCAAAUGGAGUGGUUAUUCAAUUAUAAUGCAACUGAAUAACCAGAUGCUAGAUAUCAUCCAGGAUUCCAUAACAAAACACAAGAACAACGCCGUUGAAGGAAAUGAUUUUAUGUAUUCAUUCCUAAAAGAAAUGUACGGCAAUAAUCAUCUUUACACGGAAGAUCAACUUAUAGGCAUAUGUCUAGACAUCAUCAUAGCCGGAUCGAAUACUGGCAGUAGUACGAUGGAUUUCGCAAUCAUCAUGCUCCUUCGUUAUCCAGAAAUACAAGAAAAAGUAUAUGAGGAGAUAAAACACGUCUUGGGCGACAAAUUGCCUAGUUGGCCUGAUGGCGGAAGACUCGUCUACACAACGGCCUUUAUCUACGAAGUUCAUAGAUACUGUACAAUAGCCCCGUUUGCUGGCGGAAGAAGAGCGUUAGCCGACGUCAAAGUGGACGGUUUCGUGAUUCCGAAAGGCGCCACUGUCCUCGUCUCUUUAGGGGACUUACAUAUAGAUUCGGAUAUAUGGGUCGAGCCGGAUAAGUUCAUGCCAGAAAGAUUUAUUGACGAAAGCGGCGAAUUGAAGACGACCACGAAUUUGUAUGCAUUUGGCAUAGGUCGCAGACGGUGUCUAGGCGAACCACUUGCCAAAGCUUUCGUAUUUAUAACGCUGGUGGGGAUCCUUCAGAAGUACAAAAUAGUAUGUAACGGCCAGCCACCUUGUUCAGAACCAAUAAUAGGCAUACUAGCAGAACCAAGACACUUUACCGCAAAGUAUGUGAAGAGACUAUCAUGAAUAUUAGAAUAGUCAGACCAAUGUUAUCAUGUUAAUGAGAAAGUAAAGCGAC